UCGAAAAAACAAUCCAACGAAGCGCUUUCGCGGUCGUCGCGCUGUGAAUAUUCUGUGUAAUUUUUAGCAUUUAGACUGAAUUAAUAGUGAUUAAGAAUCGAACAUAUAGUACUUUGCUGGCGGAGCCAUUUUUCUUCUAUGUUUUGUGCAUUACGAGAGCGAGCGAGUGUAUAACAAAAAGCGUGUGCUCCCAUAGUGAUUGUAUUGACUUGUACUGGUGUGUGUGAAACGACUGGAGGAUCGGCCGACCGACAUUUAGAAAAGCAGCCACGCCACAUAUUAACAAGGAAGAGAGCAAACAAUUUAAAUUUUAAUCAUUUAAACAGAAAAGGAAGCAAACAUGACUGAAGUCGAGCAACCGCCACAGAAUGGCAUAGACCCAACCGCCGGCGAUCACGACGAGGACAGCAAAGCGCGUCCCGCCGAUAUUGAACAGGAUAUGCGCGAAAUGGAGUGCCGCAAACGCGUCGAGGCCAUUAUGGGCUCGAGGCUGUUCCGCGAGGAACUGGAACGCAUCGUCGAUUCGGCCCGUGAGGGAGGUGGCGGGGCCAGCGGCAUACUGCCGCACCUGUCGGACAUUGUGGGCGUGCCGGUGAGCCGGGUGGGCAGCGUUUUCAAGAGCAGCAGUUGCAUGGUGCCCAUCAACGAUAUCCGCGGCGUGGAGUCCAUGGGCUAUGCCAAGGGCGAGAAAAUACUCCGCUGCAAGCUGGCUGCCACAUUCCGUCUGUUGGAUUUGUACGGCUGGACGCAGGGUCUGGGGGCACAGAUCACCGCACGCCUAAAGGUCGAUCAGGAGUACUUCCUGGUCAAUCCCUAUGGCCUGCUCUAUCAUGAAGUCACUGCCUCGGCGCUAAACAAGGUGGAUAUGCAGGGCCAUAUUGUGGAGCAGGGCACAACCAACUUUGGCGUGAACAAAAGCCACUUUGUCCUCCACUCGGUGGUGCAUGCAGCACGCCCCGACAUUCGCUGCGCCAUCUACAUUGGCUGCAGUCCGCUUGCGGCCAUCUCUUCGUUGAAGACCGGCCUGCUGCCCCUCACCAGGGAUGCCUGUGUGCUGGGCGAGAUCACCACGCACGCGUACACGGGUCUGCUCGAUGAGGAGGAGCGCAACCGCCUUGUCCGGAGCCUGGGGCCCAACUUCAAGGUCAUACUGUUGGCCAACCACGGCGCCCUAUGCUGCGGCGAGACCAUCGCAGAGGCCUUCUUCGCCGCCUGCCACAUUGUGCAGGCGUGCGAGGCGCAACUGAAGCUACUGCCCGUGGGUGUCGACAAUCUCGUCCUGAUUCCCGAGGAGACGCGCAAGAUCAUCUACGAGCAGUCGCGCCGGCCCCCAGAGGACCUGGAGAAGAAGUUUGCCGCCGUCACGGCUGCCGAGGAUGGGGCCACUGCCGCGGAGCCUGCUGUCGCUGAACAGUCGGCUCCCACGCCCAAAAUCGGCAGUCCGCCCAAGUGGCGUGUUGGGGGAGCCGACUUCGAGGCCCAUAUGCGCAUGCUGGACAAUGCUGGCUAUCGCACAGGCUACAUCUACCGCCAUCCCCUGAUUAAAUCGGAUCCACCCAAGCCCAAGAACGACGUGGAGCUGCCACCGGCCGUGUCAUCUCUUGGCUAUCUGCUCGAGGAGGAGGAGCUCUUUAGACAGGGAAUCUGGAAGAAGGGAGAUCUGCGCAAAGGAGGCGACCGCAGUCGCUGGCUCAACUCCCCGAAUGUGUAUCAGAAGGUCGAAGUCCUGGAGACGGGCACCCCAGAUCCCAAGAAAAUCACAAAGGUAGAGAUCAUAACUUUCGAAGAAUGGGGCGCUGAGGGUUCACCCACCCAUUCGACGCCCGUGAGGAUCGAAGAUCCGCUGCAGUUUGUGCCAUGUGGGACGAAUACCAAGGAGUUUAAGCGCAUCCAACAGCAAAUCAAGGAUAAUCGACGUGCGGACAAAAUCUCAGCUGGACCACAGUCUCAUAUACUGGAGGGCGUGACCUGGGACGAAGCGAAUCGCAUCAAAGAUGCCACUGUCUCGCAGGCCGGUGAUCAUGUGGUGCUAAUGGGCGCCGCCUCCAAGGGAAUCAUUCAGCGGGGCUUCCAGCACAAUGCGACUGUCUACAAGGCGCCAUACGCUAAGAAUCCCUUCGACAAUGUGACCGACGAUGAGCUGAAUGAGUACAAGCGGACGGUGGAGCGCAAAAAGAAGAGCAUUCAUGGCGAAUACACCGAUACGGACUUUUCGGAAUCAGAGGCUCUUAACUCGAUGCAGGCAGCGGGAGCUUUGGCUCAUGCUAAACACGCACAGAGCGAACCCGAGACGGAACACCAAAUUAUCCAGAUUCAAACGCAACAGGCGCCCAUUCCCAGCCAAGCGGAAGUUGUAUUGAGCGAUGCUGUGCAAGUCCUUGAGAAGUCGUCCAUGGGUAAGGAGACCGAGACACCCACCAGUUCAGAUGCGAACAGCCACGGGCAUGAGCUGGACAAGGAGAAUAACCGUAUUCGGAAUAGAAGCGUCUCUUCGACUAGCAAGUGUCGCCGCGAUCUAUUCCCAGCGCCAAAGAGCGAUCCUCCGUCGAUUGAAUUAGAUAUGGGGUCGGGGUCGGGCUCGGGGUCGGGCUCGGGUUCUGGGGUGGCCGACUUGGCACAGCAUCUGUUUCCUGUCCAGCAGGGGCAGGACCAGCUUUAUUCCUAUGUUUAUGCGGCAGUUGCCGCCGCCUCCUUGGGACAAUGCUCUCAGCCGGAGAUUUGCUCGGCCCUGCUGAGCACCCUUCAUAACGAGCAGUUGGUUAAUCUGGCCGCCUUCUAUCGCAGCUCAAAUGGCACGUCUAGUACGGGCACGGGCACGGGCACAGGCUCCUCCAACAUAGUCCAGCGCCCGCUGGAGCCGGCCAACACCAAUCUCAUUCACCCGCCGUACCGCACCCACUCGCACUUUGGAUUCCAGUCCCCCCGUCAGAUGCCAUGCGCGGCCCACAAGCAUCUGCCAGGGCGCGACGGUUUGGCCGCACUGGGCUACCGGCCCAUGCAGCGUGCCAUCAGUUACGAGGAGAUCUUCGCCAGUCCCCGCUACGAGCAGCUCUGCCAGCCCUGCAUCGACAAGCUGCUGCGCCUCAAGCCGGAGCUGCAGCGCGUGCGCGGACCCAACAGUGGCUCCUGCGAGGAGGAUCUGGCCAGCAUGGGCAGCGGCAGUGUCACGCCCAAGCAGCAAAGGCUGGCGCCACUGCCAAAGAUACCCGGCUUCGGGCAACAAGAUGCCAGCACGCAGACCUCGCUUCAGUCCACGAACUUUCUCAGCGAAAUCGAACGCUUCAACUUCUCCGAGGAGUCGACAAAUCUGGGCUUCACGCCAGGUGUGGUGGCCAUCACCAGUGAUUUUAGUUUGCCAGGCUUGGACGGCAGUCCGGGCGCCAGUGCGACCAGUGCCCCGCCGCCCAGAGCUUAUCCCCAAUGGAGCCGCGAACGGGCACAAACAUAACCGAAGUGUGGAACUUUGGCAACUGGCAGGAGCCAACGAAUCGGAAUCCAGAGGAUGCUGCCGAUGGGGAG
Molecule: messenger RNA, 3519 nt
Organism: Drosophila miranda
Lineage: Eukaryota; Metazoa; Arthropoda; Insecta; Diptera; Drosophilidae
Product: protein hu-li tai shao-like
Exons: 12
Coding region: 341-3448 (1035 amino acids)
Cellular component (GO): plasma membrane; cytoskeleton; postsynaptic density
Molecular function (GO): actin filament binding
Source: RefSeq, a predicted model, not a curated record